AUGGAGGCCGAGAAGGAGCUGAAAGACGAGGGAGAGCUUGCCGAGAGUGGACACGGCAGUGUGAGUCCACCAAAGUGUCUUAGUGCAGCAGAAAUCAAAGCACCCUGCAGCCCACACAGCACCAAGGAGAUGAAAGGUUCCAGAACAGCUUCUUCUUCUGCGGCCAUGACGCCCCCGACGACUGCGAAGGCCCCGCGUAACGGCCCUGCGGGCGGUCCACAGGAACACCAGCAAUCAAAUAGAAGUGACAGCAAAGAACCUUCUCCUGUGGCUUCGCCAUCAUCCAUUUCCAUAUCCUCCAAGACUACCAUACGAACAGGCCCUGCUGCAGCACAAUCUGUCUCCUCGGUUACGGCUGCUCUGGGUACUAGUAGUAUACAUAGUAUUGGGCCAGAUCCUUUCUUGCCACCAGUUUCAUCCUUGGAUAGUGUCAAUACCAUGGAUGCUUCGGGUGGAGUGAACAUCAGCAGCCCCUCCUUGAGUGGGACCUUCCGAACUGCUGGAUCGAGCAGAGCUGGCAGCAUGGCAUCUCCGAAAUUGUCGCCAACAGUGGGAGCCCCUUCUCGAAAGAACCUGGAAUAUUCUCAGAAUCUUCCACCACCACCACCACAACAACAAUCCACGACGCAACAGUUCUCUUGCAAGCUAGAGCAUCCGCCCCUACCACUACCCCGAAAGGCACGCAGGUGUCCCCUAUUCUGCUGCUUUUACGCAGAGUUCGACAAUGUGGUGGGACCCAAGGUUUGUUAUGAGAGUCCACUGGGUUUCAUGGAACAAAACAGUGAUGUGUCACUCAAGGACAUUCACAAACUAUUGGCAUCGAACUUUGACCGGAUUCUUUCCGAGCAAAAUGGACCCAUUGUCAGGGGCAAGAAAGAAAAGGAAACAAAACCGACCCAAAAAGCAGGAGAGGCUGUGUCUGGUACACCUGAACCUGCUUCUUGGUCGUCUUCCUCCAAGGGCGCGUCGGAUAGCACCGCGACUCCCGCGCAGUCUCCCUCCAAUUCCUAUUCUCAGCUUACAAUCAAAGGCGCCAAGUCGGUCGAUAGUACAGUUACAAUGGCAGUCGCAAACACUACUGCUGCAGCAGCGACCCCUGGUAUACACCGCAGGCAGCAGUCGGCCACAGCUUCGGCUGACGCUGCAACACUACAUGCAAGCAAUGCAAAUAUUGCGAAGGAUUCUUCGGCGGGUCCCAACAAACAAGAGGGAGGGUCGACCAGUAUCUUUGAAUCCACCUGUGAUUUCAUCAUUACAGGAAACGAGCUGACGGGCAACAUUGUCAACUUGUCUGCCUUCAACAUGCAUCUCCUCACCCGACCCUCCAUUAUACACAACAAACGCUACGAACGGAACUCUCUCUUGUUCUGUGUUGGAUUCAUUCUAAGGCGGACCGAAGAUCCUCGACCCUUUCGGCCCUUGUUGUCCAAAUUAGCUUUGACACUGAAGCGAAUGGAAAUGGAAUCGAGCUUUCUCUCCAAACAGAGUACCAGAAAAGAAAUUCAACCGCUGCUGGACAGAAUCCUAGUCUCUCUGAAUUGCACAAAAAUUGAAACCAAUCUGGUGGUCAACAACACCGUGUUGAACCUCAAACUCUUCCACCCUCCCAAGUACCCAGCAUCACCAGUCAAAGAUCAUUCGGUACCCAUUUUGUUGAGGAGAGACUGGCAAGUGCAAAUGUACGACUGGGAUCUUGCCAUCAACUGGGUCGUUCUACACAUUGAUGGCGUCGCCAAUGCUCGUCAAAUUUCCAAAAAGGCCGAAGUUGACAUGAGCAUGGUGAGAAACUGUCUGAGGGUGCUCAAACAUCACGGUGUGAUUUCCGUCGUGGACAUGUUCUUCUAUUCCAAUCGGUAUGAGUCUACAAAGCGAGCGGCGUCAAUGCUGGCUGGCCACGAACCGUCACUGUUGCAAGAUGCUGCAGAGUACGUCCUCAAGCGACCAGCCCAGGCCACUACUCCACUGAAUGCCAUGACUCCCUACAACAGUUUGGUGGCUCCAAUGUCCCCGCCACCAAGCGCAUCUCCUACAUUGCAAGAAAGAUUCGUCCACCCACAUGUCAGCAGCCCAGGAAGCCCAAUCCUGCCAUCGUCGUUCCCACACGAACAUGGCGACAGUGCUGCGGCUGUGUCAUCCAGCCUACUCGGAUCCAGUCUCAAAUAUGCAACGUUUGCAGCAUCCUACCAGUCCCAUGACCCACAGGUUUUUGGAACCCUUCGAAAAGAGGAGCAACGGGAGCUCAAGACAGCUCUGGCGGAGUUGUACUGUGCGUGCAACCGCGAUAUGAGCUUUGGAGAUUUGUGGGUGGCGUUUGCAGCCGGAAGGGCUCGUUCGCACAGCUUUGAUCGCUCGGUGGAGCGAAACAGAUCCAAUAGUGACAGUCGUGAUGCAUCGAGGCAUUCUUAUCAGCAACAGAGCAAUCACAACACGAACAGCACAUAUCAAGGCCACUCCUUGACGAGAGGUGAUAGCAUUGAGAUAUCCGGCUCGGAAGGGACAGGAGAGCAUCAUGGGGAGGCAACGGAUUUGCCGUUCAGAGAUUAUUAUUUCGAUCGGCUGAGGAAGAAAACUGCUUGUGCCGCCGUUGAUUGGCGAGCAGUCUUCGACAUGAUUGACCACAGACGAUUCAUUUCGUUUGGUUUGGUCAAUGGACUGUUGAAUCGUGUUCACAAUUACCCGUUUGUCCUCGACACCAACACAAGUCAUAGCAAGAAAGACUUUGCUUUUGACAGCCGUCAUUCUUCCAUGGAUGAAAGCAGCUUUUUGGCUCGCAACGUUGCCAAGAUGAUGGAUGGAUUGCACUGCGACGAUGGCAUUGCUUCAAUGUUCCAAAAGCCCAUCAACGUGCUGAUCGAAAUGGUUGAGAAGCUGGAAGGGAGGAAGGUGCUGUCGACGUACUCGGUAGAUGAGUAG
This is a messenger RNA of Seminavis robusta, 2913 nucleotides long. NCBI's taxonomy places the organism in Eukaryota, Bacillariophyta, Bacillariophyceae, Naviculales, Naviculaceae. The record is from the annotation of a GenBank genome assembly.